Molecule: messenger RNA, 1323 nt
Organism: Theobroma cacao (cacao)
Lineage: Eukaryota; Viridiplantae; Streptophyta; Magnoliopsida; Malvales; Malvaceae
Product: zinc finger (C2H2 type, AN1-like) family protein
Cellular component (GO): cytoplasm
Molecular function (GO): zinc ion binding
Source: RefSeq, a predicted model, not a curated record
AGGACUGAAAAAAACGUAAGACGUUCGUCGUUUCAACGACUUUUUAGUUCAUUUUCGUCGUGUCAACUUACUUUCGCUCUAAAAUACGCGGAAGUCAAAAGUUUCCUUCCCGACCCGAUCCUCGCAUCAAAUCUCGGACACCCAAAAAUCAGAAAAAUCAGAUUUGGAUUUAGCUGCUUGUUUUUUGGGGGGAAUUGAAUUAGAAUGGGGACUCCAGAAUUCCCAGAUCUUGGAAAGCAUUGCAGCGUUGAAGAUUGUAAACAGAUUGACUUCUUGCCUUUCACUUGCGAUCGUUGCCGCCUGGUCUUUUGCCUAGAACAUCGAAGCUACAUUAAGCAUAGCUGUCCAAAGGCUGAUAAAAAAGAUGUUACUGUUGUUAUAUGUCCACUAUGUGCGAAAGGUGUUCACUUAAUUCCUGAUGAAGAUCCAAACAUCACUUGGGAGACACAUGUUAAUACUGAAUGUGAUCCAUCAAACUAUGACAAAGUCACAAAGAAGAAAAAAUGCCCAGUUCCUGGCUGUAGGGAAGUCUUGACAUUCUCAAACACAAUCAAGUGUAGGGACUGCACUAUAGACCAUUGCUUAAAGCACCGUUUUGGGCCUGACCACAAUUGUCCUGGACCUAAGAAACCUGACUCAGGUUUUCCAUUUAUGGGUCUUUUGAGCAGGAGUAGAAAAGAAGAAUCAAAACCCAACCGAGCUCCAGCCACAUCUUCAACUAAUUGGGCUACAAGCUUUCGUAAUGCAGCAUCAACCGUUCGAGCCACAGCUGAAGCAAGCAUGACAAAAUUGAGUAGUGAGCUUAGUCAAAAAUGGCAAAUUGCAAGGGAUGGAGCGGGGUUGAGUGGCAGCAGCAGCAGCAGCAGCAACGGGAGCACAGCUCAAGUAGAGGAGUGCCCACAAUGUGGAGCAAAGUUUUCCUCAGUUACAACACUGGUGGAGCAUGUGGAGAAGGUACAUGAAAGGAACAACCAGUCUCGAGUCUUUAAGAUGUCUAUUGACGUAUGCCCCAGGUGUAGCAAAGGGUUUUGUGAUCCAGUGGCCCUUGUAGAGCAUGUUGAGAGGGAUCAUUGUGGCACUUCGAAAGCUUAAAAUUAUUUGGCUGCAAAUUGUGAAGGGCAUACUGCUGGUAAAGUAAUUGUAUCAUGUUGUAUUGCUUUCAUUUUUACCUUUAAAUCAAACGCCAACCCACAUUUGAGAACUUGUCUUCCGAUUAAAUGAUUUUUCAGCAUUCAAAUUUUUUUGAGUUUCAUGUAACAAUGUAAACUUUAAGGUUAAAUACAAGUUCGUAUGGGAAUACAGCAAGAUGGUGUUGAUAGCCAA